Molecule: messenger RNA, 859 nt
Organism: Haplochromis burtoni (Burton's mouthbrooder)
Lineage: Eukaryota; Metazoa; Chordata; Actinopteri; Cichliformes; Cichlidae
Product: complement C3-like
Molecular function (GO): endopeptidase inhibitor activity
Source: RefSeq, a predicted model, not a curated record
GGAGGUGAUGUCUGCCCCCAAUCUCCUGCGAGUAGGAACUGAAGAAAACAUCUUUGUUGAAAUUCAAGAUAAUGCUGGUGAAGAAAAUGUUAAUGUCAAUAUCAUUGUGAGGAACUUUCCAAGAAAAGACAUUAUGCUGGCAUCAACAACUGUGACCCUUACUAAGGAAAACAAAUUCCAGGGUAUUGGAAAAAUUAUGAUCCCUGCUGAGCACUUCAGCAAUGAUCCCAAUAUAAAACAGUAUGUUCACCUACAAGGAGAGUUUGAUACCCAAACACUGGAGAAGAUUGUGUUAAUCUCCCUUCAAUAUGGGUACAUCUUCAUCCAGACUGACAAGACUAUCUAUACUCCCAGUACCACAGUCUUUUACAGGAUUUUUGCAAUGAGGCCAAAUAUGGAGCCCGUAGACAAGAACUAUCAACCGGGAACUGAUACUUCUGUUGUUGUUGAUAUUGUGAACCCUGAUGGAAUUAUUUUAGAUUCAAAUCUUGUCCUUGUAGUGUCAGGAAUCUACUAUGGAAGUUAUUUCCUCCCUGAAAUUGUAAGUACAGGAACGUGGAAGGUGGUGUCAAAAUUUAACACCAACUUAAAGCAAACCUUUGAGGCAGAAUUUGAAGUGAAAGAAUAUGUGCUUCCCAGUUUUGAGGUUAAACUGACAUCCCAGGUCCCCUUUUUCUAUGUGGACAGUGAUGAGCUCACCAUCAACAUCAAAGCGACAUAUCUAUUUGGUAAAAAAGUGGAUGGCACAGCCUUUGUGGUGUUUGGAGUUCUAGUUGGUAAUACAAAAAACGGCAUUCCAAGUUCUCUUCAAAGAGUGCAGGUGAGUAAACAUUUAUUCUUUUAAUAAUAAAUAAUAACA